ACUCCGUACUUUUGCGAUCAGUAGUGAAUUGAGGCGGCGGCAUGGCGUCGCUUUCUGUGAAUUGUUGCAGGGCGAUGCAGGCCGGAAAGAGACUUCUACCGGCUCACAAGCUGGUGCCAGCGGUAAGCGGAGCGGUCCCGGUCCGCCGACUGAACCUCCACGAGUACCAGAGCAAGACGCUGAUGGAGCAGUACGGUUGCAACACGCAGAGGUUCAAGAUUGCCACCAGCACACAACAGGCUCAAACUGCUACCUCUGAACUAGGUAUGGGAGCCCGUUUGAAAUAAUCAGGGGAGCCCCGGGGUAAUUGGGUGUUGAUUAGGUGUGGAGGAGGUGGUAGUGAAGGCCCAGAUACUUGCCGGGGGGCGUGGAAAGGGGGUGUUCUCCAGUGGACUUCAGGGAGGGGUCAAAGUCACAAAGGAUUUAGCGUCAGUGCCGGAGCUAGUGUCUCAGAUGAUUGGCUACAACUUGAAGACCAAACAGACGACUGGAGAUGGAGUGACCGUCAGAAAAGUGAUGGUGGCAGAGAGUCUGGACAUUUCCAGAGAGACCUACUUUGCCAUAGUCCUGGAUCGCUCCAUGCAAGGUCCUGUCCUGGUGGGCAGUCCAGAGGGAGGGGUCGACAUCGAGGAGGUCGCCGCUUCUCGUCCCGAGAGGAUUUUCAAGACCCCAGUAGAUAUAACUGUGGGGGUGACAGACAAACAGGCCUCAGAGAUGGCAAAGAACUUGGAGUUCACAGGCCCGGCUCUGGAAGAGGCUGCACGGCAGAUAAAGAGCCUGUACCGACUGUUCUGUGGAGUGGACGCCACUCAAGUAGAGAUCAACCCUCUCGGAGAGACAUCUGAGGGGGAAGUGGUGUGUUUCGAUGCCAAGAUAAACUUUGACGACAGUGCAAAGUUCAGACAGAGGGAGAUAUUUGCGAUGGAGGACACGGCAGAGAGCGACCCUCGGGAAGUGGAGGCAGCUCGCUACGACCUCAACUACAUCGGAAUGACUGGGGACAUUGGCUGCCUCGGUAUAUACACUUUCCAAGUAGUUAAACAGGUCACACAGCAUCCUCUCUCUCUCUCUCUCUCUCUGCCUCCAGUGAAUGGAGCAGGUCUGGCGAUGGCAACAAUGGACAUCAUCAAACUCCACAACGGACAACCGGCAAACUUUCUCGAUGUUGGUGGAGGGGUUAACGAAAAACAGGUUCUCAAUGCCUUCAGGAUCAUCACCAAUGAUCCUCAGGUGAAGGCCAUUCUGGUGAAUAUAUUUGGUGGCAUAGUCGACUGCACCACUAUUGCCAAUGGCAUAGUAGGAGCAUGUAGAGAGAUUCAGCUGAGGAUGCCCCUGGUCGUUAGACUGGAAGGUACUAACAGUGUCAAGGCAAGGCAGAUCCUGGACGAGAGUGGGCUCCCCAUACAAGCAGCUAGUGAUCUAGCAGACGCUGCCAACAAAGUUGUAGCAUCUCUACACUCGUAGCCUCGAUUUUUCUUUGAGAGUGGAUUAUUAUUGUUAUGAUUUGUGCUAAUAA
Molecule: messenger RNA, 1516 nt
Organism: Geodia barretti
Lineage: Eukaryota; Metazoa; Porifera; Demospongiae; Tetractinellida; Geodiidae
Source: the annotation of a GenBank genome assembly